AUGAUCAGAGGCCAACCCACAAAGGGCCAUCAGAAAACGGCCUCUCACUCAUCAAUUGAUCUGGCUCGUCAGUAUGAGCUCGACAUAUCCAAAAUCAACAAAUAUCUAUUUAGGGAGACGGAUCAGUCCGGCCACCGGGCUGAGAAGUAUCUGGCACACGUUCGUAUCAUUGAGGACUCGAAGUCUCAGUCUGAACGGCCACCCGACAAUAGCCCCGCCAGUAAUAAGAAGGACCGCAUUCUGAUAUUGUCUGUGAGGUCAUCUGGAAGGAUUCGUCUGCAUAAGGCAAGAGAGAACCCUGACUCCAGCGUCCAAAUCGGUAGAACCUGGGAUUUCGAAGAGCUCACUAAAAUUGAGCUCGAUCCAGAAAUUCCGACAGGCUUUAUCUUUGAGAUGGGCAAGAGGUACUACUGGGAAACAAGCUAUCCCAAAGAGAGGAGAGUCUGGCUCACCUCUGUGCUUGAACAUUAUAUCAGAUACACCGGGGGUAAGAAGCUUCCUCAGAUGGUGAAUUGCUCGGUCGACUAUUUCCAUUUGGAGCCCCUUCUUCAGAAAUAUUCCCAUAAACUUCCCAGUCGCUCUGCAACCGCAGAGAGCUCAACUACAAUGACCAGUGGAACACGAACAGGGACAUCGGCCACCACACCAACUGCCCAUAGUUCGCCUGGAACACGUAUUGCAUCUCCCGUUCCAGUUGCAGGAGCUGUGUCUCCAUCAAGGCCAGGCAUCUACAGCAAAGGUGACAUGCGCUCAAGAGAGGUUCAACGAACGACUUCCGCUCUGAGGGGUAUAGACAAAGAGCAGGAUCGCAAAGAGCAGGAUCGUAAAGAACGCGAGAGGCAAGAAAAUGAGCGCAAGGAACGCGAGAGAGUUCAAAGGGAGCGCAAAGAACAAGAAAUAAGGGCACAGCAGUUAAGAGACCAGCAGCGAAAGGAACAACAGCGCGAGAUGGAACGCGUGGAGGAGGAGAAACGCAAGAAGGAACUUUUAGAGCGACAAAAGCAAGAGAUUGAGCUUCGUGACCGGCAACAACGGGAACAAAGACUGGAGAUGGAAAGACUUGAGCAGUCCAGACGAGAGAUGGAAAAGAUGCAAACCUUGAAUGCUUUGAAAAGUAACAGCGGGUCUAUGUCACCAAGAUCUGUCAAGUCAAUCGAGUUUAUAGGACACCGCAAAUCUCACCAUGAAAUUGAGGAAUUGACACAAGACGACGAGUACGAAGCUGUGUUCGACGACUAUGCUGAUGACGAACCAGAAACAGCGCCAUUAAACUUGAGCACGAACACUUCGUUCCCGGAAAAGCCAGAAAUUUCCAUCAAUUCACUUAAAGUGCCCUCCCCAGUCCCUCAUAAUGUUGGGAAGGCCGAGAAAUUCGUCCCUGACUUUGAUAUCUCUGAUGAAGAAGAAGAAAAUACAACCAUGGAUUUGCUGAGGCCUCAUGCCAGAUCGAGGGCUUUCAGCCGAGUUGACAAUAAAAGUCCAAAAGGUGGAGAUCUCACUGAGCUUUUUGAUGAGAUAGGGUGGGACCCCAAGGUGGACGACUCGAAGUCUCUGCGGAAGAAGCUGCUUAAGGAAUUGGAAAGAAUACAGUUCAAGAGAAUCGAAUCGCUGACGGAUGUCGUAGGCUCUUCGUCAGCAGUCAACCAAGCUAUCAAUAGGUCGAUCAAAGAAUGCGAGGCCAUUGAUCCAAUCUUGGCUUUCUACGGAAUCCAACUGGCCUCUUUUCAAGAUGAGGUUGAUUACAUAGAGAAACAGGGAAAAGGCCUUCAAGUUGAGACUACGAAUAAAAAGCUUCUUAUGAAAGAGCUCAACGAGAUCUUGCAUUCUGUGGAUAUUUCAGACCAAGACCUGAGCCGCUUGCUGAAUGAGCGGAUUACCAUUGGUGAACAAAAUGAAAAUAUUGAGGCUGCUUUGGGCAGUUUGUAUGCGGCAUUGAUGAAGAUCAGAGGUAACGAAUCCGAUGAUGAAGAAAUGGGUCAAAUGAGAGCUUUGGAAGAAAAAAAGUCUAAGUACGAGAAGGCCGCUUCCAUGUUUGUCAAUGGCUUCAAAAAACAAUUAAGUCAGCUGGUCAAGGCAUCGGUGACAAGUCUGAAUUCAAGACUUCAGACGGAAAAUUCGUUGGAUGCUGUAAAUUCUGCUCUCGAACGUAAACUGGCGGAGCUGAUGACGUUACAAGGCUUGGUUGCGUUCGUGAAACAGGUGUCGCCAGAUGAUUAUAAGCAGAUGCUUGUUGAGCAUAAGGAGGCUUAUUCACAGUUCUAUAUGAAUUUUGUUUCGGUCCUUGUUGAGAGAAUUGUUUCCGAAAAGCAAAAAGCCAAGGUUCCACCUUUUUCGUUCAAUAGCGAGCCAAAAGAUAUUAUUCUUGAAAUAUCGAAACGAACUAGGCCAACAACCGAAUCCAAGAAGAUGUCUUCGAACACAAAAAUCUUGCAGGAGCUUGGGUUGGGCACACCGUCUCAGGAGUCUCUCAGCAGUUCGCCAGAACCGCUGGCAAAACAUACUUUUGCAACGGCGCUAUUAGAGCUAUUAAGGCUGUUUUUCAAUAUGGUUAUUACACACCAACGCUUUGUGAUUCAGUUCUUUUCGUUGUCGUCGUCCGAAGAGUACAACUUUGUCAAGAUGAUUAAAAAGCCACUUGCUCUGCGAGUUGGUGAAUUCACCAAUUCCAACGUUUCUCAGAUGGAAGCAGAUCGUGAUGUUAGUGACCAGACAUUCAAUCUUAUGCAUAUGAUCGUUGGAGAAUCGAUUUACAAGUUGUUCAAGUUUGUGUCGAAAAUCGUCAAGGAGGACAUGCUGCAGUUCCCAAUCAUUUCCUUGUUUGCCGAAAAGCUCAUUGCCGAUCUUUCGUCGACAGGCCAAGAGUAUGUGGUUAACAUGCUGAGCCGAAUGGACUCAAAGCUAGUCCUUAUAUGGACGAGACACAUUGACAACCAGCUGCAUAUUAUGGAAAAAGAGCCGGUCGGGUUCAAAGUUUACAAAUUCAGUAAGGCGUUCCCUGAAUUCUUCCGUCGUGUUGAAGACAUGAUGGCCUUGAACGGAGCUGCUAAUGUCUCGGAAUAUGCUAUUAAGCAGCAGCUAGAUAGCGACUACAACAAACUUUGGGAAGGGCUCAACACUUGCCUUCAUAGAAAUGCUCAACUCACAGGACAACAUGAUAUUCUUCUUGCUAGAACAGCUAGCGAGAACACUCGGCUGGAACUUACUAAAACAGCCCCAUCUGCUCUUGAGACUGUAGCAGGCCACCUGGUUCUGCUACUUAACUACAAGUGGCUGAGUGAAGAAGUCAAGAAUUUGAGUACUUUGCCUCCUGCCAUUAGGACAAAGAUUGAGGAGCUGAAAUCGAGCGAGCUUAACGAUUUCUGUGACUCUUACGCUAGGACCACUGCGAUUGGAGAGCUCGUGUCGGUGCUAGAUGGCAUCGAUGGGCUGAUCAAGUCCCGCACAAAUCCAUCGCGCACAAACGCGUACUCCACUGCCAAUAUGAGCAAGCUGCUGAGCAAGUUCGAAUCAUCCAAAUUGAAGACGUAUAUCAAGCAGCUAUCAACAGAGCUUUCGGCGCAGAUCAUGGGCAAGAUGACGUGUGGAGAGGAAAGCGAGGUCAGUAAAAAACAUGCCCAGGAAUUGGAGAAAGACCUUUUCAACAACUGCUUGAACUCACUGAGCAUCAUUUACAACGUCAGUUUUUCGAAACUGAACCAAGUCCUCAAAGAUUACUACGAGUCGCUUUCUAAUCCGGUCGAUAAAAUCGUUAUCAAUUAUAACUUCAGCAAGGAGUACCUCUGA
Ogataea parapolymorpha DL-1 is the source of this 3783-nucleotide messenger RNA. RefSeq names its product Exocyst complex component SEC3. Gene Ontology annotation, cellular component: plasma membrane; exocyst. The transcript has a single exon. Gene Ontology annotation, biological process: exocytosis; Golgi to plasma membrane transport. The coding region runs from base 1 to 3783 and encodes 1260 amino acids. The record is from RefSeq and is a predicted model, not a curated record. Lineage: Eukaryota; Fungi; Ascomycota; Pichiomycetes; Pichiales; Pichiaceae. Gene Ontology annotation, molecular function: phosphatidylinositol-4,5-bisphosphate binding.